AUGUUGUACACAUUGCAUUUGUCUUUCCGAUUUCUUUUAUCUCUCAACCCCUUUCCAGCCAUUUUCUUUUCUACUGACUCCCUACUGUUGGUCCAUUUUCUUGUAUCUCUCAAAACCUGUGCAUCCAUUUUCUUUCCUUCUGUCUUCCUACUCCUGUUCAUCAAUUUUCUUUUCUCCUUUCUCCCUACUCCUGUUCAUCCGUUUUCUUUCCUUCUACCCCCCCACUUCUCUCUAUCCAUUUUCUUUCCUUUUAUCUCCACACUCCUUUCCAUCCGUUUUCUUUCCUUCUAUCCACCCCCACUUCUCUCCAUUCAUUUUCUUUUUUUCUAUCUCCCUUCUCCUGUCUAUUCACUUUCUUUGCUUCUAUGCCCUUCUCCUGUUCAUCUAUUUUCUUUCUUUCUACCUCCCUACUCCUCUCUGUUCAUUUUCUUUCUUUCUACCUCCCUACUCCUCUCUGUUCAUUUUCUUUCUUUCUACCUCCCUACUCCUCUCUGUUCAUUUUCUUUCUUUCUACCUCCCUACUCCUCUCUGUUCAUUUUCUUUCUUUCUACCUCCCUACUCCUCUCUGUUCAUUUUCUUUCUUUCUACCUCCCUACUCAUCUCUGUUCAUUUUCUUUCUUUCUACCUCCCUACUCAUCUCUGUUCAUUUUCUUUCUUUCUACCUCCCUACUCAUCUCUGUUCAUUUUCUUUCUUUCUUUCUUUUCAUUCUUAGAAAUAUUUGCCACAAUGAUCAAGGGUUUGUUGAUAGAGGAUAUUUUUUUAAAACUGUUUUUCUUCUUUCUCUUUGCAGCUUCCUUCAGUAUGGCAGCUUCCCCAUCAUCAAAGUCAAUAAUAAAACAUUCCCAGAAAAUUUUUAUCUCAAGCGCACUUUUUCUGAACGGUUCAUCCUGCGAUCAGACAACAGGACGACAGUCAUCAAUAUGGAUGCUCCCAGAGCAGGACCAUGGUUUGCAGCAGCAUUUCUACCGACACCCAAUCAAAAGAUACAACAGAAGGGCAUCCUGUCAAAAUGCAAAUAUUCAGUACGGGGCAUGCUGGUUACUCAAACACGGAAAGGCUAUCAUGAAGUCCACUCUGACACCAUUAUACGGACCACCCUAAUGUUGGAUUCCACUCACACUUUCUUUUUUCUUCUCCCAUCCUCAUUUAUCCAUUUCUUUUUCUUUUUCUCCUUUUCAAUCUCUUUGACUCUAUAUUUUCCCUUCUUAUUACAGCUCUACUUUUCAUUUAUUUUUGUUUUGCUUCUCCUUCCCUCUCUUUUUCAUUUCUUUUUUUAUCCCUUUAUUUAUUUUUUCUUUAUUAUUCUUUCUGUUUUUCUCUUCUUUCUCAUAAUCUGCCUCCUUCUCUUUUACUGUUUUUUCUUUUCUCUCUUCUCCCCUCUCUCUCUCGCUUUUAAUUUUCAUCUCUCUCCAUUUUAUAUUUCUCUCUCUUUCUCUUUCAUUACAAUGGACCUUUUUAUAUUUUCUUACUUUCUUUAUUUUUUGAUUUCAUCUGUUCAUUUUAUUCUCAUUUAUCAUCAACUUUAUUUCCUACCCUCCCUUUAUGCUUUUUCUCUCAUAUUCUUACUCUUGUUAUUUUUCUCUUUCUUUCUACUCUCCUUUAGUAUUUCUCUUCUCACUCACUCACUCACUCACUCACUCUCCUCUCUCUGUCUUGUUUUUAUUCUUUCUACUGUGAAACUUCUUUUAUCUCUGAUAAUUUCUUUCAUCUUUGUAAAUCCUUCUUUUCAUCUUGCACACUUUUUCUUUUCUUUUUGA
This is a messenger RNA of Acanthosepion pharaonis, 1758 nucleotides long. NCBI's taxonomy places the organism in Eukaryota, Metazoa, Mollusca, Cephalopoda, Sepiida, Sepiidae. The record is from the annotation of a GenBank genome assembly.